This is a messenger RNA of Protopterus annectens (West African lungfish), 780 nucleotides long. RefSeq names its product ubiquitin related modifier 1 (gene URM1). Lineage: Eukaryota; Metazoa; Chordata; Ceratodontiformes; Protopteridae. Gene Ontology annotation, biological process: tRNA thio-modification; protein urmylation. The transcript has 5 exons. The record is from RefSeq and is a predicted model, not a curated record. Gene Ontology annotation, cellular component: nucleus; cytoplasm. The coding region runs from base 56 to 361 and encodes 101 amino acids. Gene Ontology annotation, molecular function: protein tag activity.
UGACAAAUAUACAUCCUAGGUUACGAUCUAAUUGCUUCCGUUGGUUUUCUACAAGAUGGCUGCGCCCUUAGUUGUAAAUUUGGAAUUCGGUGGUGGUGCGGAGCUGCUGUUUGGUGGUGUCAGGAAGCAUCAUGUUAGCUUGGACAGUCAGACACAGCCAUGGACCAUCAAGCAGCUGCUGGCAUGGAUCAAAACCAACAUGCUGAAGGAGAGGCCAGAGUUAUUUAUUCAGGGUGAUACUGUGAGGCCUGGGAUUUUGAUUCUUGUCAACGACACCGACUGGGAAUUGAUGGGUGAACUGGAGUAUGUGCUGCAAGACCAGGAUAACAUAGUAUUCAUCUCUACCUUGCACGGAGGUUAAACAAUGGCCUAAUUGUGCAGAGAGAACAUACUUUCCUUGUACAAUGUUAAUAUUUAUUUAUUCAUUUCAUAUAUGGAAAAAGUCAGAUAAAAUAUUUGCCUGUUAUGCUUUAAGUUGUGUUUUCUUAUUAAUAUAUCAGUGUGGUGGCCUUAUCCAGAUAGAAAUGAGAGGAAGCUUUUGAGGAAAACUAGCUUUAUGUCAUAUAGAUACAAUCAUUUUUAUUUUACUGUUUAUACUUUUGUACAUAAUGGCAAAUGCUUGAAAAAAUAGACCAUGCCCAAAGUUUUGUACAAAACAGGGGUGUUCUUUUAGUGUGUCUGUUAUACUUAUUUGGGAUUGGACUUGUUCACAUUUGCAAAUCAAAACACCUCACAUGCUGAAUCCUAAUAAGAAAUAAAACAAAGUUUUAUAUACAUGCA